AUGCAAGUGCCGUUAGAAAUCGUCGGCCAAAUCAUCGCCUAUGUUGGAGACAGUUCCUCCCUUCGCGCGUGCUCGCUGGUCGACCGCGCCUGGCUUCCAUUUACAAGGGAACUCCUCUACAACCAAGUGACAUUCGCCUCUUCUGAGGAAGGACGUGCCAAGAUCGAAUUCUUCGAGCAAUCACCACACCUCGCACCAUAUGUUCGAACACUCUCUGUCAUCUAUCGGCGCUCUCCAGAGAUCGCCUCUGUCAUGUCCCGAUUGCCAACCAUUUUCCCAAACACCGAGGAUCUAUUGUUCAUGGGGCAGCCCCGGGUUCAGUGGACUUCUUUACCCAGCGAGCUCACCGAGUCAUUUCGACAACUCGUUAGAUCUAAGCCAUUAAAAUGCCUGCGAUUAACUUGGUUUCGUUUCCCGGAAGACCCGGAUGCACUUGGGGACCUUCUGCGUUCGUGCUCAACUACCUUGGAGACCCUUAGAUUGCAAAAUCUAUACAAUACCGUUGAUAUUACUACGAUCGACCCAGACGAAGCCCCUGAAAUCAGCUUUCCACAGCUUAGCAACCUAGCCCUCGCCUCCGUCGCCGCCUCUUCCCCUACUUCCUCGUACAGGUUGGUGACCCCAAGCUUGAAGUUUCUGUCAUGGGAGUCCAACAUCACCUCUCUUCCCUAUCUCAUCAACAUCUUGCCACGUUCAUCGAUGUCCACUGUCACGACGUUUGAGCUCUCCUUGAGCCUUGAUCCGUCGCAGGACAAUCCUUACGCAGCACCACUCGUUCCUCCAGGGUUCUUCUCCGAUGCGUGGUGCUUGCCCGGCGUCCGCUCCCUUGGCAUCGCUAUGCGGUAUCCCACAUUUGACAAUGACAAUCCCUUGGACACUGCAUUGUCAUGCGUGAUGCGAUGUCUGGAGCAAAUCCCAAACCCUGAUGUAAUCAAAACGAUCAACAUCAAACUCGAAACCGAAGCCUUUAGAGAAUCUCCGUCAUGGAAGCUCCUCGAUGCGGUGCUCCUUGAUAUCCAUACGCAUGGGUCGUUGAAAGCCGUAUUCAUCAAUCCAUCCCCACCAAACUCGUGGUUACCGCGAUUCGGGAGUUCGGGAAUACUCAAGGCAAGCGACGCAGCGAACUGCAUGCCUUUGAAGGGACAAUUCUACACUGACUUGAUGUUCUUGAUGUUUGUGGUAUGGCAUCCGUGCUCCGCUUCCACUGCUGCUAGAUCGUUCAUCCUUAAAACGCAAAAAGUGGUGACGUUGAGAUAA
Molecule: messenger RNA, 1257 nt
Organism: Pleurotus ostreatus (oyster mushroom)
Lineage: Eukaryota; Fungi; Basidiomycota; Agaricomycetes; Agaricales; Pleurotaceae
Exons: 3
Coding region: 1-1257 (418 amino acids)
Source: RefSeq, a predicted model, not a curated record